Molecule: messenger RNA, 558 nt
Organism: Angiostrongylus costaricensis
Lineage: Eukaryota; Metazoa; Nematoda; Chromadorea; Rhabditida; Metastrongylidae
Source: the annotation of a GenBank genome assembly
AUGGCUGCUGAAGCAUUCAAGAAACACCAAGUGGUACCAGAUGUGGUUGGGGCAGCUCCUUCGAAAACUGUGAAGGCCACUUACGACGGUGGAGUUGAGGUGUGCUUGGGAAACGUCCUAACACCAACACAAGUGAAAAAUCCUCCUAAGCUUGUUUGGGAUACUGAUCAGGGAGCGUUGUACACUGUUAUUUUCACUGAUCCUGACGCCCCUUCACGAAAAGAGCCCACAUAUCGCGAGUGGCACCACUGGCUCGUCGUAAAUGUGCCAGGUAACGACAUUGGCCAAGGCGAUGUGCUGUCUGAGUAUGUUGGCUCUGGACCGCCAAAGGGCACUGGCCUUCAUCGCUACGUAUUUCUCGUUUACAAGCAACCCGACGGCCGUAUAACCGAUCCUGAGCACGGACAUCUUACAAAUCGCUCCGGUGAUGGCCGUGGAGGUUUCAAGACGGAAAACUUCGUCAAAAAGCACAAACUUGGUACACCAAUUGCUGGUAAUUUCUAUCAAGCGGAGUGGGAUGACUACGUGCCAAUCUUGUACAAGCAGCUCGGUGGAUGA